AUGGAACCGCAAUAUAACCUGCAAAAGUUACUCGCGACAGACAUCCGCACCCAGAUUCCAAAUGAAAUCGUGGACAGCAUCAUGUCGCGGCCACCCUUUGUCGCGAUUCCGGGAGUUGUCAAUGCCCGCGACAUCAGCGGAUAUGCCAGCGGCUCAUCCCAGUUAUCAGUUCGCCCCGGGUUCGCUUACCGUUCUGGGGCACUGGGAAAUAUUCCUCCAGAAGGCAGAGUAUUUCUUCUUCGCCAGCUCGGCAUCACUGUUAUCUUUGACCUACGCCACCAAGGGGAGCGCAUGCAAUCCCCCAGUCCUGAUAUAGAGGGCAUUCGGACAGUCUGGGCACCAUAUACAUGUACCCCAGUUCCGGUUGAUCCUCGGGACUUUGCCCAUGGAGACGACGGUGCCAGUGGGUAUGCGAAGAUGUAUCUGGAUAUCAUGAAGGUUUCUGCGCCGAUCUUUCAAAUGGUCUUUCAGCAUAUUCGAGAUGCACCGCAAAAGCCUUUUCUCUUUCAUUGCUCGGGUAAGUUCUGGUGCUUCUACCGGUAA
Aspergillus chevalieri is the source of this 543-nucleotide messenger RNA. Its product is annotated as tyrosine-protein phosphatase. Bases 1 to 543 code for a protein of 180 amino acids. Gene Ontology annotation, molecular function: phosphoprotein phosphatase activity. The transcript has a single exon. The record is from RefSeq and is a predicted model, not a curated record. NCBI's taxonomy places the organism in Eukaryota, Fungi, Ascomycota, Eurotiomycetes, Eurotiales, Aspergillaceae.